UGUGGUUAGGGUUCCAUCCUUUUAUAAGCAACUUCCGUAUCGUAGGGGGAUCAACAUUUGUCAGCGGCGGCGACAGCGAGCGCAACGAAGAGGGAGAGGCGAUUCGGUUGCGAUGGCGCGGAUUAAGGUCCACGAGCUUCGGGGGAAGACCAAGACGGAACUACAGAAUCAACUGAAGGACCUCAAGAAUGAGCUCUCCCUCCUCCGCGUCGCUAAGGUCACUGGCGGCGCGCCUAACAAGCUCUCUAAGAUAAAGGUUGUUAGGCUGUCGAUCGCUCGUGUGCUUACUGUCAUCUCGCAGAAGCAGAAAGCGGCGUUGAGGGAGGCUUACAAGAAUAAGAAGCUCCUUCCGCUGGAUCUCCGCCCCAAGAAGACGCGGGCCAUCCGCCGUCGACUCACCAAGCAUCAGGAGUCCUCGAAGACUGAACGUGAGAAGAAAAGGGAAAGGUACUUCCCUCAGAGGAAAUAUGCUAUCAUGGCUUAGAGGUUAAUGUUCUAUGAUUUCUAUUCUACCAUUUAAGGUUUUGUUGUCUUUGAAAAAUUAAUGAUCAGGUUUUUGUACCUGCAAAUGGCUGUGUGCUAUCUUUUCAAUUUUUGUUGAUUUAACUUUGUAGUCUUCGGUUUCUGUUGAUAUGACUUUAUUUAUAAUUUUAUUUCUA
Molecule: messenger RNA, 659 nt
Organism: Zingiber officinale
Lineage: Eukaryota; Viridiplantae; Streptophyta; Magnoliopsida; Zingiberales; Zingiberaceae
Product: 60S ribosomal protein L35-like
Exons: 4
Coding region: 113-484 (123 amino acids)
Biological process (GO): translation; maturation of LSU-rRNA from tricistronic rRNA transcript (SSU-rRNA, 5.8S rRNA, LSU-rRNA)
Cellular component (GO): ribosome; cytosolic large ribosomal subunit
Molecular function (GO): mRNA binding; structural constituent of ribosome
Source: RefSeq, a predicted model, not a curated record